ACGCGCUCGAACGAUCUCACGCACGCUCACCAUGCACGGCAUCGCCUCCUUCUCCGUCACGAUCGCGGGCGUAAAGGCCCGCGUUAAGCGCGCGCCGACAUCGCGCGCGACCCUCCGCGUCGUCGCCCACGGCGGCGUCGGCGGAUCUGGCGGACCCGCCUACGCGGGCAAAGAUAAAGAAUUCGGGAGCGACCAAGCCCCGUGGAAGAAGAAGCUCAUCCUGCACGACGACGACCAGGCGGACCCGGAAGCGAACUCCGGCAGGUCCGGCGGCAAGCCCUGGACCCCUCCUCCCGCCGCGCAAGUCUCCACGGACUCCGGUUUCGGCGGCGGCGCCGCCGCGCCCGCGGCCUCGUCCGGCGGCUGGGACGCGCCCGCGGCUCCUCCCCCUCCGCCUCCGCCGCGCGCGGCGUCCUCCGGCGGCGGCAUCAGACGCGGCGCCGACGGCGUCGUCUACGACCCGGACAACAUCGAUCCGGACCAGGACCGCAGCCGCGGCCAGGCGUGGACGCCGCCGCCCGCGCACCAGGUCGCCACGGACAGCGGGUUCGGCGGCGGCGCCCCCGCGGCCGCGCCCGCGGCGAGCUACGGCGGCGGCGGCGGCAGGGGCGCCGGCCGCGCGCCCGCGCGCGUCUUCCGCGGCAGCGACGGCGUCAUCUACGACCCGGACAACUACGAUCCGGACAACAACUAG
Micromonas pusilla CCMP1545 is the source of this 694-nucleotide messenger RNA. RefSeq lists its product as uncharacterized. The coding region runs from base 32 to 694 and encodes 220 amino acids. The transcript has a single exon. The record is from RefSeq and is a predicted model, not a curated record. Lineage: Eukaryota; Viridiplantae; Chlorophyta; Mamiellophyceae; Mamiellales; Mamiellaceae.